Symbiodinium pilosum is the source of this 784-nucleotide messenger RNA. The record is from the annotation of a GenBank genome assembly. Lineage: Eukaryota; Dinophyceae; Suessiales; Symbiodiniaceae.
AUGCCGCGCUCGAAGGGAAAGAUGCAGAAAUCGUCCAUCAAGCUGGGCGCCCGGAUUGACAAGGAAGUGAAAGGCGCAUCCGGUGAACGGAUUCAGGCGCAAACCUUGGAUUUCCGGUCGGCUGCCGCGAUUCCUGAGUUCACUUUGGCAGAUCCUUUGGCCCAUGCCAGCGGCAAAAGGGUGGCUACGAACAGCGGCAUGAAGACCACUUUUGCAGCUGAGUCUUCGCUGAACGUCGCUCGGCGAAUCAAAAUGGCUUGCGUGCCUCUCGGAUGUGUGGUUGAGGAUGAUGCGGCUGUGGCAGAGGAGCUCUCAAUUCAGACGCUGGAUCUGUCGUCACGCAGCAGGCAGCUGAUGCCCCGGCGACCGGCCUGGUCCUACGAAAUCAGCAGCGGACGCCUUCAUCACCGGGAGGCUCAGAGCUUCAAGAAGUGGCUGGACGACGUUCAGGAGAUGAUCCAGGAAAGAGGAGGCUAUCCACCAGCCUAUGAAACAAAUCUUCAAGUCUGGCGGCAGCUCUGGCGCGUUCUUGAGCGAUGCUAUGUUGCGGUGGCUGUCCUGGAUGCGCGGCAUCCGCUUCUCCACUUGCCGCCAGCGUUAGUGUACCACGUUAGCCGAACGCUGCGCAAGCCGCUUGUGGUUGUCCUGAACAAGCUUGAUGCUGUGGAGCCAGAGAACGCAGUCAGUUGGGCCAAGGCUCUUUCUAAAGUCCCGGGCAUCUCUGCCAUCACUGGAUUUUCGAAAGAAGAGCUGCACGCGAGAGCGUUUGGCGACUUUCGCUUCG